AUGCCUCCUUUACCCCCUCAAUUCGACGAAGGGACCCUAGCAUCCAUCUCUACUAUUGAGAGACGCGUUGUCGACCUCAAAGACUUUCAGAUCCCUCGGCUAAAGGAAUGUAGGGAGUCACUUGGUGUGCAGCAGCAGUAUGCGGCGGAAUUGAGGGAUGAUCUGGAGGGCCUGGCAGGGCUGGUUGAGGCGUUGGACGAGAGCGUGCAUGACCAGAGAGGAGAUAGGAUGAAACGGGAUUUAAGAGGGAUUGUGGAGGACUUUAGGGAGCGGAUAGCACAGCUACGAAAGGAGUCACGAGCAGCGAUGCUCACUUCAAAACGGGCUAUCGACGUUCAGAGUAACUCCCUUCGAGAAGAACUCCUUCGGUCAUCUGCCAUUAAGGAGAAGCACACUUUGAACGAAAAGUCUCCGUACGUUCUUUUUGAUAGAUCAUUGUAUGAGGACGCUUUGAUGAAGGCCAACAAUGAUGUCACGGACGCUCUGAGGCGGACCAUGACUCUCAUGCAGGGCGAACUCGAGCGCUCAGUUCUUUCCACCCAAAUGUUAGAAUCCUCUACCGCGACCCUCAAAUCCGCCUCUUCAACUCACGACGUCCUCACCAACCUCAUGGGCACCUCGAAACAACUCAUCACCGCCCUCGAGAAAUCAGAUUGGAUUGACCGCAUGCUGAUCAUCUCUGGCCUCAUAUUCUUCUUCCUGGUGGUCGGGUUUAUCCUCAAACAGCGAAUAUUCGAUCGUGGUCUGAGGAUAGCGCUUUGGUGGACCAGGUUCUUACCAAGUUUUGGGGACGAGACAAGUGCUUGGGAUAUGGCUGAUGUUAUAGAGAAGGGUAGUAUGUCUCUGCAGAGUGAGGCGGUGACGGGAACAAUCGUGUCCACUGUGGCGGCGUCGGUAAGCUCGGUGGCAGCGGUAGUGAGUGGGACCAGUUCGUUGUUUCCCGAGCAGAUCGUGUCAGCAUCGGGCACUAGGGAGAGUGCCGAAUCGUUGACAACUGCGAGCGACCUUAGUCCGUCACUUUCGCAAGUGUUGGAGACAACCUUCAGUGGCGCGGAGUCGGUAGUUAGUGCAUCUCCGUCCUCUCUGUCCAGUACAUCUCAUGAUGAGUUUUGA
Molecule: messenger RNA, 1113 nt
Organism: Stereum hirsutum FP-91666 SS1
Lineage: Eukaryota; Fungi; Basidiomycota; Agaricomycetes; Russulales; Stereaceae
Product: Sec20-domain-containing protein
Exons: 5
Coding region: 1-1113 (370 amino acids)
Biological process (GO): retrograde vesicle-mediated transport, Golgi to endoplasmic reticulum
Cellular component (GO): SNARE complex; endoplasmic reticulum
Molecular function (GO): SNAP receptor activity
Source: RefSeq, a predicted model, not a curated record